This is a messenger RNA of Tyto alba (common barn owl), 1128 nucleotides long. It is a transcript of the gene HSPB1, whose product is annotated as heat shock protein family B (small) member 1. The record is from RefSeq and is a predicted model, not a curated record. Bases 104 to 898 code for a protein of 264 amino acids. Gene Ontology annotation, molecular function: protein folding chaperone. The transcript is spliced from 3 exons. NCBI's taxonomy places the organism in Eukaryota, Metazoa, Chordata, Aves, Strigiformes, Tytonidae. Gene Ontology annotation, biological process: response to heat; protein refolding.
GCGGGGGUGAGGCCGGGAGCAGCUCCAAGGACCAUCCAUCACUCCCAACCAGCCAAACCUCCCACGGCGAGAGACAUUUCCUUGGCAGGGGAGGGGGGGACACAUGCGAGGGGGCUGCCAGCCCCAUCCCCGUGCCUCCUACCCAACGCGGCUGCGUGCGGCCGCCCCGGCCCCGGGAAAUUUUCUCGUCCCUUCCCUAGGCCUUGCCGCAAUUUCCAUUAAUAGCCAGCUGAGCCGCACGGCUAAAAAUAGCCACGGGGCCCUCUUCAUAAGCCACGGCUGGGUGCCCCCCCCCUCCGCAGCCCCGUGCACCAUGGCCGAGCGCCGCGUCCCCUUCACCUUCCUGCGCAGCCCCAGCUGGGAGCCUUUCCGCGACUGGUACCAUGGCAGCCGCCUCUUCGACCAGUCCUUCGGGAUGCCCCAUAUCCCCGAGGAUUGGUACAAGUGGCCGAGCGGCAGCGCCUGGCCGGGAUAUUUCCGUCUGCUGCCCCGGGAGAGCGCGUUGGUGCCGGCGCCCGGCUCACCCUACGGGCAGGCGCUGAGCCGCCAGCUCAGCAGCGGCAUCUCCGAGAUCCGUCAGACCGCCGACAGCUGGAAGGUGACCUUGGACGUCAACCACUUCGCGCCCGAGGAGCUGGUGGUCAAGACCAAGGAUAAUAUCGUGGAGAUAACGGGCAAACAUGAGGAGAAGCAGGAUGAACACGGCUUCAUCUCCAGGUGCUUCACCCGAAAAUACACCCUGCCCGCCGGCGUGGAAGCCACGGCCGUGCGGUCCUCGCUGUCCCCCGACGGCAUGCUCACGGUGGAAGCCCCCCUGCCCAAACCGGCCAUCCAGUCUGCCGAAAUCACCAUCCCCGUCACCGUGGAGAGCCAAGCCAAGGAGCCGGCCAAGAAGUAGGCGUCAGCGAGGAGGAGGAGGAGGAGGAGGAGGAGGAGGAGGAGGAGGAGGAGGAGGAGAAGCUGCCAUCGCUCCCCCCGCACAAGCUGCAUCCUCACACCCACCCCCACCUGACCCCGCUCGCAGCCCCCUCUUUAUUGUUUAUUUUUUACUCGCCCGGUCACCGAGUGCCUUGACUCAAUGUGAAGAAACCGAUAGAACCAGCCGGAAUAAAAAAAUGGUGAAAGAAA